Molecule: messenger RNA, 386 nt
Organism: Cicer arietinum (chickpea)
Lineage: Eukaryota; Viridiplantae; Streptophyta; Magnoliopsida; Fabales; Fabaceae
Biological process (GO): vesicle-mediated transport
Cellular component (GO): Golgi apparatus
Molecular function (GO): small GTPase binding
Source: RefSeq, a predicted model, not a curated record
UCAUAGAGAAUAUUUGAUUUGAUGAUCGAAUGUUUUACUUUGUAGAUUCGAAUCUUCAGACAUUUCCCCCAUCCCAAGCUCAGGGGAAGAUUACCGGUGGUUCUAGGCCACCUCGUGAUGCAGAUGAUUCAUUUUCAAAACCUGUAUCUGGUUCUGAUGAACCCCAGCAGGGUGGUUGGCUUCGGAAUUUUGCAGUUGCUGCUUACAAACCAUACUUUGACGUUGACACUUCAGAUGUUUUGGAGAGGAUUAUAGACUCACUUUUUCCAUUCAGAGGAACUUUUAAUGAAAAAACUUCUACCAACCCUGAUUUGUAAGUAGACCUUUUCUUUUGCUCAUUUAAUGGACCGAUCAGACUAAUAAUACUUAAGUUAUGAGUUCUGACA